Molecule: messenger RNA, 249 nt
Organism: Pipistrellus nathusii (Nathusius's pipistrelle)
Lineage: Eukaryota; Metazoa; Chordata; Mammalia; Chiroptera; Vespertilionidae
Source: the annotation of a GenBank genome assembly
AUGAGUAAAGGCUACCCUUCGAAGUGCCGAGGACGGGUGGCCUCUGACGCAGAGGAGCUGAAGGUGUUCUGGGAGGAGAAAAUCCGGCGCCACGCGCGGCAGCGGCAGAGAGAGGAGGAGCGGGUCCGCGGGAGCGCCCUGGACAGGCUCCGUGGAGAAUGGGCUCAGAAGCUGGGGCUGCGGCACAGGGCGCUGCAGGCUCCCCAGGAGGCCGCCCCGCGCUCCUCCGGAGACAAGGCCGCAGCCUGA